Acanthoscelides obtectus is the source of this 586-nucleotide messenger RNA. The record is from the annotation of a GenBank genome assembly. Lineage: Eukaryota; Metazoa; Arthropoda; Insecta; Coleoptera; Chrysomelidae.
CAAUAGCAAAACAAUGGUUGUGAACGUUGCAUAUAUGGUGGCUUCCGUGGCCAAAACUGCGAAGAAAACAUCGACGACUGUCCAGGCCAUCAUUGUCAAAAUGGCGGCACCUGUAUAGAUGGCAUCAACUCGUACAGCUGCGAAUGCCCUUCCACAUACACUGGACAGUUUUGCGAACAGGAUGUUGACGAGUGCUCUGUGAGGCCUUCUGUAUGUCAAAAUGGCGCGACUUGCACGAACAGCGUGGGCGGAUUCUCGUGUAUUUGCGUUAACGGUUGGACAGGGCCGGACUGUUCGGUGAACAUCGACGAUUGCGCGGGCGCAGCCUGCUUCAAUGGUGCAACCUGCAUUGACCGAGUUGGGAGUUUUUAUUGUCGGUGUACGCCGGGGAAGACUGGUCUACUGUGUCAUCUUGAUGACGCGUGUACUUCGAACCCCUGCCAUGCUGACGCUAUCUGUGAUACAAGUCCCAUCAACGGUUCCUAUACGUGUAGCUGCGCAUCUGGAUACAAGGGUCUGGACUGCUCCGAAGACAUCAACGAGUGCGAACAAGGUAAGCAACCACAUCUUCUAACAAAACUGGAUU